Patiria miniata (bat star) is the source of this 1573-nucleotide messenger RNA. RefSeq lists its product as uncharacterized. The coding region runs from base 94 to 1020 and encodes 308 amino acids. NCBI's taxonomy places the organism in Eukaryota, Metazoa, Echinodermata, Asteroidea, Valvatida, Asterinidae. The transcript has 5 exons. The record is from RefSeq and is a predicted model, not a curated record.
UCGAAUAACAAAUAUAUAUUUAAUUUGCCGCCGAAACCAUCGGCUUCACUUCUGAAGAAGUUCGUGGACCCUGUCCAGCCCGCGGCGGUCAUCAUGCCAGCGGACUCGGUGGUCAGUAGUUCCCGCCGUAGUUCGUCCGUCUCGCACGGCGGGAGCUCGGUGCGGUCGGACGCUACCUGGCUGACUCAAAAAGGAACUCACAAUAUGGGAAAAGGACAGAUGCUUUUUACAGGUCCAGGGGGCGUGAGGGACUACAAGGCACAUGUCGUCCCAGACUACCACAUGGUCGGCAUCGGAACCAUGUCCAGAGAGGGUACCAGCGACUUGAAGUACAUCUGGAGGGGGGCGUCUGGUUCCCCCCACCCCGUCUCUAGGGGGAAGUGGGCGGGGGAGGUGGGCUGGCUUAUUCCACCCUUCGUGGACUGGAAGAAUAUCACCAGCGGCAAGCAGAUUAAGAUGGAAACAUUCAGGCAGGCACAAGAAGACAAGUACACCCACAGAUUCCAAGAACCCUGGUACCCAGCACCCAACCACCCAGACUAUCCCAAGAUGUUCCCCCAUACCAACUAUUACCGGACCCAUACUGCUAACCCCUACAUCCCUCACCAGCAUCACGGUGCGCAUGUGCGGCGCCCUCACACUGUAGCAUCCUACCAACCUGAACAUCAUGGAAGUUUCCCCAGCAUAUCUGAUGGUAGUAGUCGACCCACAAGUGCCCACAAUUCUGUCGCAUCGGGAAGCAACCAUUCAGUAGUCAGAGGUCAUAGUAAACCUACUAGCCUGAGCAACUCCGGUUACGAAAGCCAGUCCAGUACCCACAGCCUACGCAGCGGUAACUCAUCUAUUGACCGGCAGUCAGGAUCGCAUCAAUCCCAUCAUGCAUCUGGCAGGACAGGGAGUGCAGGUUCAAGGAACUCUCAUUCAAGUUUGAAGAGAUUCGGUGUGGCACCGUCCGCCACGCAGACUACCGACUACAGCAAUGCAUCUUACAGAUCUUCACCUGGCAAACCAGACUACUGAAGAACAGCUGUUGCAGGAACGCAAAAAAGUAUGUUUUGUAAAGUGAAUGAAUAUUUUUUUUGUAAAACAAUGAAAGUAUUCAAAUCAACAGUAAAUUUAUUAAAUUUUCACUGACAGUCAUCUUUAAUGAAACUGAUGACCUUUUUGGUACUAAAUUUCUAUCUGAAUUUCAUAGAUAACUCACUGAAACGCACUUAACAAUUAAAAUUUCAACUUCAUUGACCCAGAACAAUUUUAUAGUGCAUGCUAAAAAAGGCUAAACUACAUGUUUUUUGUUCACACAAUUCCUAAAAAGGAUGCCAUUGUGAACUCUUUGCUGGGUUUUCAAGUUUUGAGUGGUAAUCAGGGAUGAGAUUGUCAGUUAAAAAAAGUCUAAAAACUGGUGAAAUGUCUUAAAGAUGUAAAUCUCUCCAUACUAAUAAUGUCUUUCUCUCAGAUUCAAAAAGUCUUAUAUCAGACAAGUCUGACAAAUCUCAUGCCUGGUAGUUAUGUAUGCAAGGGCGGAUUCAGAACCCCAUUUUUUUUGGGGGGGGGGGCCAAAAAAACAUUUGGU